AGGGAAGAAAGGGGGCUUCAGCAACUUCCUGCACAAACUGGUGUCCGACCACCAAAUCUUUCAGCACGUCUGCCAAGUUUGCUGGAGGAGGAGACUCGGGUGAAGCCUUCUGAUUUCCAAUACCUGAAGGUCAUCGGCAAAGGAAGCUUUGGGAAGGUGGUGUUAGCGAGACACAGACAGAGUGGAAGUAUGUAUGCUGUCAAGGUUCUACAGAAACAGGUCAUACUGAGGAAGAAAGAGCAGAGACAUGUGAUGGUAGAGAGGAGUGUGUUGCUGAAGGGACUGCAGCAUCCAUUCCUGGUGGGGCUCCACUUCUCCUUCCAGACCUCUCACACUCUCUUCUUCGUACUGGACUACAUCAAUGGAGGAGAGUUGUUCUACCAUCUCCAGAGGGAGGGAGCCUUCCCAGAGCCCAGAGCAACAUUCUACUCUGCAGAGAUGGCCUCAGCCCUGGGCUACCUCCACUCCCUCAACAUAGCCUACAGAGACCUGAAGCCAGAGAACAUCCUAUUGGACAGUGGAGGUCAUGUGGUUCUGACGGACUUCGGGCUGUGUAAAGAGGGCGUGUCUGUGGGUGGGACUAUGCAAACGUACUGUGGAACCCCUGAGUAUCUGGCGCCAGAGGUGCUGUUAGGUCACGCCUACAGUGGAGCUGUGGACUGGUGGGGGCUGGGGAGUGUACUUUAUGAGAUACUUCAUGGACUGCCCCCAUUCUACAGUCGCAGUAAGGCCGAGAUGUUUGAGAACAUCCUUCACGCCCCCCUGCAGCUCCAUAGAAGUGUGUCCCAGUCUGCCCGGUCUCUGCUGCAGGGCCUGCUGGAGAGAGACUGUACCAAACGCCUUAGGGGGGAACAGGACCUUGCUGAGCUGCAGGGCCACACCUUCUUCCUGUCCAUCAACUGGGAUGACCAGCUAGCCAGGAAAGUCCCUCCCCCAUUCAUUCCCAACCUGUCUGGUCCGUGUGAUGUGCGGUAUUUUGACCCGGAGUUCACACUUCUUCCAGUCCCCACCUCCCUCGGUUUGAGUGACAUGUUGGGAGACGUGGCCAAUGGAGCCUUCCCAGGGUUCUCCUAUAUGCCUCCGGCUGAGGUUGGAGUUACGGAGCCCUGAUAUCAUUCUGAUAUUAUUUGUGUUUUGAAUAAAUUAAAAUGCAUUUUCCUA
Molecule: messenger RNA, 1161 nt
Organism: Salvelinus namaycush (lake trout)
Lineage: Eukaryota; Metazoa; Chordata; Actinopteri; Salmoniformes; Salmonidae
Product: serine/threonine-protein kinase Sgk1-like
Exons: 9
Biological process (GO): protein phosphorylation
Molecular function (GO): ATP binding; protein serine/threonine kinase activity
Source: RefSeq, a predicted model, not a curated record